Molecule: messenger RNA, 786 nt
Organism: Helianthus annuus (common sunflower)
Lineage: Eukaryota; Viridiplantae; Streptophyta; Magnoliopsida; Asterales; Asteraceae
Exons: 5
Coding region: 189-521 (110 amino acids)
Source: RefSeq, a predicted model, not a curated record
UAUCCACUAUGAAUAUAAAUACUAUACAAUCGCACCCCUAUAUGAUUAGUGGAGAUCGUCAACACUACAAACAAUCCCUUCCAAAUCUUUCUCUUGUCGAACAAAUCUCCGGUUUCCGCCAUUAAAGCUUGAAAAAGAGAUAGCUGUUGUCCGCGUUGGGUGCUUACGGUUUCUUUUAACCAUCAAAGAUGGAUAUUGAUAAAAGCAAAUCUCUCAUUAACAAUAACCAGAGUUCAAAGGGUUCUAAAACAGUCAACGACGAAAAGAAGUCUACGAAAAGAGAUGAUUCAAAUCCUCUCUUUGUUAACCAUGCGGAGAUGGCUUGGCAUGAGAUGAGAAGAGCUUGGGUUGGUGACCGAUCUCAAAAAUCACACACCAAGUUUAGACAGCCAAUUCUGAGUUGGACCACAAGUUUUGAAGAUUUGCUCUCAACUGGUGAACCAUUCCCAGAGCCGAUUCCAUUAACUGAUGUCGUGGAUCUUUUAGUUGACAUUUGGGCCGAAGAAGGUUUUUACAAUUAGAUGCAAGACCGCGUACAUUUUGACUCCAGGAGCAUUGGCAAGAUGAUUGAUCAUAUCGUUCUUUGCUUCAACAAUAGAUUCAAACAAUAUCUUUUUGAUCAAAUAUAAUCUGAUUAUAUAUGUAGCUUAUGUGAAAGUAUCAAAUACAGUUGCUAUAACAUCUAUAUAAUAUACUUUUGAUGUGGUACAACAAUUUGUGGUAAAUGACUUGUUGGCUCUACCCAUUUUGUAUUAGUGAUGAUAAUCAGUGGUAAAUUACAGGUUA